AUGGCCCCGAAGCUGAAUGGUUCAGACGAAUUUUGCCAGUGGAAAGAGGAUUUGCAACUGCCGAGCCCAUGGGCGUUAAGGACAAUUCAGGUCAUUGAAGGAAAGUUUUUCGUUCUCCAUUGUGGUAUCAAACUUGUGGUACCUAGCUAUGAUGAAGAGAGUUCGCCUAACCGUCUGUCCUUGGAUAGCGACUCUACCUGUGGAAAUGACUUAGUCUACCUAGGAGGAUCUCGUAAUGGGUGCAAUUCUUUGACGCGCAACCUGGCCGAGCCCGCUUUCGACCUCCGCUCCGAGACUGAGAUUGCCGUCGGUACUGUUGCUGACAUGCGAGACGCCCUCAACCAUGCAAGCCUGCGCUUGGUUGAAUGGGCUGGCACUGCAGUGAAGAGUUGUAAGAAGUCUUUUGGGAUUACCAUCAAAAUGGAAUUUCCUGUGACGGCGGAUUUUGCCAGCGAGGUCACAAAGAUGGCCAGUCUGAAUAAUGGCCCGCGUUCAUGUAUUCGCUUCUUGACACUAAUCGGACCAGCAUUGCUGAAGCCAGAGCCAAUUUGCUCACGAUCCAAGAAUGCUUGA
This is a messenger RNA of Penicillium odoratum, 573 nucleotides long. RefSeq lists its product as uncharacterized. Bases 1 to 573 code for a protein of 190 amino acids. The record is from RefSeq and is a predicted model, not a curated record. The transcript has 2 exons. NCBI's taxonomy places the organism in Eukaryota, Fungi, Ascomycota, Eurotiomycetes, Eurotiales, Aspergillaceae.